Molecule: messenger RNA, 594 nt
Organism: Capsicum annuum
Lineage: Eukaryota; Viridiplantae; Streptophyta; Magnoliopsida; Solanales; Solanaceae
Exons: 4
Coding region: 1-594 (197 amino acids)
Source: RefSeq, a predicted model, not a curated record
AUGAAAUGUGAUGCUGCUGAUUUUGUUUCAAAGUGUUUAAAUUGCCAACAAGUUAAAGUGGAACAUUUGAGACGAAGUGUCACCUCCCAAGAGAUAUCUUUGCCUAUGUGGAAGUGGGAGAUGAUUAAUAAGGACUCUGUCAUGGGACUUCCAAGGUUCGGAAAUAAAUAUGAUUCCAUUUGGUCAAUGGAGAAGGUGAAAAUCAUUAGAGAACGACCAAUGAAAGCUCAGAGUCAUCAGAAGUCCUAUGCCGAUGUUAAAAGAACAGAGUUAGAAUUUGAGUGUAUUGGGGAUCAUUCCUUGGUGUUGCCUAAAGAGGAAAUCAAUGUGAAAGACUCUUUGACAUAUGAAGAAGAACCCGUUGAUAUUCUGGAUUGUCAAGUCCGAAAGCUAGGAAGCAAGGAAAUAACUUUGGUUAAGGUGCUGUGGAAAAAUCAAAAAGUUGAGGAAGCUACUUGGGAGUCAGAGAAUGAUAUGCGUGCAAGAUACCCAAAUCUUUUUGAUCUGGUGAAUGACAAAAUAGAAGUGUUCACGAGUACUAGUCAGGAAGGAAGCGCCCGAGCCUUUAAGGUUAGGGAUGCUCAUCGCAGCUAG